Molecule: messenger RNA, 1544 nt
Organism: Rhea pennata
Lineage: Eukaryota; Metazoa; Chordata; Aves; Rheiformes; Rheidae
Gene: MSRB2
Product: methionine sulfoxide reductase B2
Exons: 5
Coding region: 1-552 (183 amino acids)
Biological process (GO): protein repair; response to oxidative stress
Cellular component (GO): cytoplasm
Molecular function (GO): peptide-methionine (R)-S-oxide reductase activity
Source: RefSeq, a predicted model, not a curated record
AUGGCGGCGCGCGGCGUGCGCGCGCUGCUCGUGAGGUGCCUCCGCGGCCGCCUGGCGCCGCCGCUCAGCCGAGGCCGCGGCGGGGCCGACGGCGGCGGCGGCUCAGUCAAAGAUGCAGGCUCUCUGACUAAACAAGCUGAAAGAAUUUUUGCUACAGACUGGAAAAAAAAAUUGACUCCAGAGCAGUUCUAUGUUACAAGACAAAAAGGAACUGAACCGCCUUUCAGUGGAAUCUAUCUGAAUAACACAGAAUCAGGAAUAUACUACUGUGUAUGCUGCGAUGCCCCACUAUUCAGUUCAGAAAAGAAGUACAAUUCUGGGACUGGAUGGCCUUCAUUUUCUGAGGCUUAUGGUACUUGUGGCAGAGAUGAAAGUAAUACCAAUAUCCUGAGACGACCAGAUAACUCAUUGGGAUCAACAAGAACUGAAGUCAUCUGCAAACAGUGCAAUGCGCAUCUAGGCCAUGUGUUUGAUGAUGGUCCUGCACCUUCUGGGCAGAGAUUUUGUAUCAACAGUGUUUCAUUAAACUUCAGACCAGGCUCCAGUCAGUAAGAAAUGGAUCUUCAGGGCUUACAGAGCUUCCUUUUACUAUUCAUACAACAAGCUUGUGAAGAACAAUCAUAUUUUUAAAUAGAACUCAAAUUUGAGUUCCUUAUGCUGUUGCAGUUUUUCUUUUCAGCUGUUAUCAGUGUUGAUAAAAUACGUAUCUUUGAUACAUGUUUGGCAGUCUGCCUUUUCGUGGUUAAUGUGAUGUAAGCAUUGAUGUUUACUGCAUUUUUUUUUUAAUUUAAAGAUGUCUGUGUGAUAUUCCAUAGAUAAAUAAUCAGCAACAUUAACUGUAUUGAGAACGUUGAAAUGAAAUGCUUUCUUGAAGCUGACUUUUAACAUUUUAAGUUCAGAUAGGCAAAGACAUUUAGUUGUAACACCCAGAAAUACAGUUACACAUGCUGAUCAUGCCAGAGCUUAUACUUCCAUAUAUUGAGUUAAUCCUACCUUUUAAAGAGAAGCAAAAAUAACAUAAAUCUCCAAACAAGGUUUGAGAGUUUGGGCUUUUUUUUCUCUCUGAUCUGAGAGAAGUUUAGCCACAUCAGUGAUUUUCUGUGAAUCCAUAAAAGAAAAUUCUGAAGUAAUGCCUAAUUAAAAAUAUACCAGGAAACAGAACCAGUGGAGAAAAGGAGUCUUUCUUCUCUUAAAUCAGUGACUUUGAUUCCAUAUCCAAUAGCAGACCUGAAAUAGGAUUUGCUUGAGGAACUUCGUAUUAGAGAAAUAUUAUUAUAACAGUGUAAUGAUCUGUGUAAUAUCUCUCCAGACUUCUGUUAUCACUUGCAUACUUCAGAAUCUGAAAAGAAAAAUGCCUGUGUAGUUUUACGUAUAUGGGGGUAAAAAAAAAACAUUAAAAAAUGUUCAAUAAAAUGAUCCUUUUCUUGAAAACAUGCCUGGUUUGUUCAUCCUUGUCCAAGUUUGUAAAUACUUUUAUACUGUUCCAAGCGUUGUCAACAUGGUUUGCUAUAACAGGAAAAUAAAUCAUACGUGUGUUAAAUUGA